Dermatophagoides farinae (American house dust mite) is the source of this 917-nucleotide messenger RNA. Its product is annotated as motile sperm domain-containing protein 2. Gene Ontology annotation, cellular component: endomembrane system; endoplasmic reticulum-endosome membrane contact site. The record is from RefSeq and is a predicted model, not a curated record. Lineage: Eukaryota; Metazoa; Arthropoda; Arachnida; Sarcoptiformes; Pyroglyphidae.
AAUUGAAAGUGAAUAGAAGCCUGUGAAACAAACAAUCAUGGUACCUUCGCCUGAAAGUAUUGAGCAAAAAAUUCAACAAGUUCGCUCGAUUAUAUUAGAGCAAUAUGAACAUAAUGAAGAACUUUACCAUGAAAAGGACAUCGAAUAUGUACGAACUGAUGACUGGGCUGUGGAACGAUUUAUUCGACGAGGAAAAACGGUAGAAAAAAGUUCACAGCUACUGGACAAUGUGCUCAAAUUCCGCCUUGAAAUGGAUAUGCCUGAAUUAAAAUGUACGUAUUUUCCCAGAGAAUUAUUCAAAAUUGGAUUCAUUUUCAAUGGUGGUUACGAUCGACAAGGCAAUGGUGUAGUUUUCCAACGUUGUCGUUUUUAUCGUAAAAUUAAAGAGCUUGAUCAAAGAAUUAAACAAUUUAUUUGCUUUCAAAUGGAGAUUAUGGAUAAAAAAACUUCAGGACGAGGUAUGGCCAUUAUUGUUGAUCUGAAAUCGAUUGGUCUGAAUAAUUUGGAUAUUGAUUACGCUUUAUGGGGCAUCACACAACUAAUCAGUUGCUGUCCGGCCGGUUUGAACUAUAUAAUGCUUUACAAUUUUUCCUGGAUUGUAGCAUCCAUUUGGAAUAAAUUGAAAAAAAUUAUUCCGGCUGAUAUUGAAAAAAUGUUUAAAUUUUGUAAUGAUGAUGAAAUUUUUCAAUAUAUUGACCGAGAUAAUGUACCUAAAUAUCUCGGUGGUAAUAGCUCAAUUGAUCCGCAUCAUGUACCCGAUGAAUGUUUAACGUUGCACGAUUAUGGUCAACAAUAUAAUUGGUCUGAAAAAGACGUUGAUCACGUAAUGAAAUUAUGGAAACCGUUUCUUGAUAAAGCUGAUGAAGAAAUAAGAAAAUUUGGUUAUUGAAUUGAUUUAUUUGUAUGUGUGUGUGUGU